GAUUUUCUGAUAUGGUGGAGAGUGGAGCAAAAGCAGGGCACCGCCUUCUCAUGGAAGCCAGGGACCUGGUCCUUAAGGGAAGGGAGAACUCACCUCUGGACCCUCGACCUGGUUUUGUCUUUGCCGCAGGGAGUAUUACCUCUACCUUUCCCAGCAUGCAAAGCUCUGAGCUCAGCUGUGUCCAGGACAAGUGAGAGGGCAAAGCUAAGCCCCCCUCCACUGCUUUGUGCCCCUAUCCGAGUUCUUCUUUGUGGAUUCCCUGCUCUCCCUGCCCCCUGCUCCUAUGCUCCCUUAUCCUUAGCCCUUCCUGACCCUGCCACUCUCAGUUUUUCAGUUUUAUGGUCUGUGGUUCUUUGUCUUACCUCAUGUUUUUUUAUGUGUUUAAAGUGUCCCCAUGAACUUGCUUGUCCCCAGCUGACAGCCUCUAAACCCCUGGCCUGUAGCUUUUCCCAGGCUUACCAUCCCAUCCCCUUCAGCUGGAACAAGAAGCCAAAGGAGGAAAAGUUCUCGAUGGUAAUCCUUGCCCGUGGGUCUCCAGGGGAGGCUACUCGCUGGCCCCGGAUCACUCAGCCUGUCCUUAAACGGCCACGCCAUGUGCAUUGUCACCUGUGCUGUCCAGAUGGGCACGUGCAGCAUGCUGUGAUCACAGCUCACCGGCACGGCAGGGAUUUGUAUUGCUGCGCCCGUGUCAGCUCCUGGGGCAAUCUUUUACCUGUGACCAUGCCAUCUGAGCUUCCUCUGUCCCCUGCUGAAGAUCCCCUGAGAGUUGAUGAGGACCUGUAACAAGAGUUUUCUUGUAUUAUGCCUGUCUGCCCAGGCUAAAGCUACCUGGUAUCCAGGAUGGAAGUGCUGGUACCCCUAUAUGCCUGCAUUUGUUUGAGGUUUUAAUAAUAAUUAAAAGUUUUCAAAGAAUGGAAA
Molecule: messenger RNA, 918 nt
Organism: Phyllostomus discolor (pale spear-nosed bat)
Lineage: Eukaryota; Metazoa; Chordata; Mammalia; Chiroptera; Phyllostomidae
Product: methyltransferase-like protein 17, mitochondrial
Exons: 5
Coding region: 376-783 (135 amino acids)
Biological process (GO): translation
Cellular component (GO): mitochondrial small ribosomal subunit
Molecular function (GO): structural constituent of ribosome; methyltransferase activity
Source: RefSeq, a predicted model, not a curated record